Molecule: messenger RNA, 3261 nt
Organism: Fonsecaea nubica
Lineage: Eukaryota; Fungi; Ascomycota; Eurotiomycetes; Chaetothyriales; Herpotrichiellaceae
Exons: 7
Coding region: 1-3261 (1086 amino acids)
Biological process (GO): metal ion transport; transmembrane transport
Cellular component (GO): membrane
Molecular function (GO): magnesium ion binding; magnesium ion transmembrane transporter activity; cobalt ion transmembrane transporter activity
Source: RefSeq, a predicted model, not a curated record
AUGGGCGACCCUGCUGAUUCUCCAGCGUACAGAGUAGGCUAUCGCGCUCACGAAUACAAAGAUGCAGGUCUACCAUACGAGAAAUCUCCAACGCGGUCUCCAGAUCCAGCCCAGAAGGAAAGUGAGGCUAAAAGUCGUCAGGCAGAUGCAGUUCCUGCCGACCUGAGCAAUCCGGAUCUGCCAAUCUAUAAGAGAUAUAUCGCCCCUGCCCGUCAAAUCGUGAACGAAUAUGACGCUCUAUUCCCGGACCUAGAGCGUGGUCCAGACCAAUUAGGCGAUCAACCGAACGUUCUCACAACCGUGGGAGAUCAGCCCGAUGAUCAAAGCGUUGAGUGUCAUCAUAUCAUGGAUAGCUGGGGAGAGCGUGGAACUGGGGACAGCCAUCAAUUCUAUUUCAAUUCAGCAAAGCAUAAAACUGCGGCUGGGACCCCGAUUGCCGAUGGAACUGUUGAAUGGGUACAUUUGGGUUUUCGAUCCCCAACACCUAGCCGGAUCCAGUCCGUGGUCGACAAAUACGCUCGCUCAGGACUGGAAGAUGGAAUCGACCGAUUGGCUGAUGGCCUUCUGAGACGAAUGUUCAGCAACGAGGAGAAAACCUUUGUCGGAGGGUACUAUUUGCAACCUGGCGUCAUACGCUAUGAUGGAGAGACACCGUUACAAGACGUGCCCGACAGACCUUGUACAUUUGUCAAUUUCCCCUAUCUAUGUCUUGAGUGGCCUAGGGAACUGGAGGCGCUGCCAGAGGAACCUGACCCCGGGAACAGGAAGUUUCCGGUGCGCUCAUUGCUACAGUCGCGCUAUCGUUUACAACUUACCCGCGAGAAAGAUCAGAAGCAGUCUGUCUCCGCCUUGACCAACAGACAGGUCAAUGCCUGCAUACAGCCCGCUUUAGCCCACCUGAACUCCGGCACUGCCAUGGAGAAAUACACCGUUGUUACGUGCGCUCCUAUAAAGGGAGCAGCGCUUCAAGGACAGGUCAUCUCAGUGACCGAGAUCAACCAGGACGACCCCACUGUCCAAGUAGUGCUUGAUCAUAAGGGACGAUUGAAGCGUUACAGAUAUCAACGCAAUCACUGCGAUUCUUGGUUUCGCUUGUUGAACAAGCACAGACAAAUCUUACUCUCGAGGGGACUUUUCGGAGACAAAGGUAUACAGAAUGGACAAUUCGACCUGUUCUUUCAAGGCGAGAGGAAUCAAGAGACGGAACUUACUUGGUUAAACUGGUUGGAAGUUCUCCAGAAGCACAAUACAUCGAACCUGGAAAUCACGAUCAGGAAAACAUCAGGAUCCAAACCACCGGGAAUUAGCUUGGCUGGAGCAACAGCUUUAAGCCAGGCAUCUCAAAACCUCCAGAUUCCAAAGUCCAAUCAACAAGUCGUGGCAGAUCCUCGACUCCCAGCAGUGAACAAGGAACCGGGCGAAUCAUCGGGAAUGCGACGCCGCAACCAAUUCGAACGUACGGCCAAUAACGCAGAUCAGGAACGAACAUCUCGAGUACAAUUCGCCGGUGGUGCUGAUAAUGUCCUGGGACCAUCUUCGGACCCAAGUCCCGAAGACUUUGCAAACAGCCUCGGCAGUGAGAAACGUAAAAUCAUUCCGUUCUUUCAAUGGCGACUGCGUAAAAACACCAAGAAAGGUGCUGAGAGCACCAGAGCUGGACGCAGCCGCAUCGUAUUGGACAAGAUUUUACCGAAACUGUUGGAGACAUACCGAGAAUUGUUCUACGAUGAGAAUCUGAUCUUGGACGAGUUGGACUUGGAAAGCUUGACACAGUUGUUGAAGUUGGAAGGACGAACAUUCGAGCAAUUCGCCGAGGAUACCGAAGCUGGUGCACAGCGUGGUGAGCAAAUUGAGUUUCUGAUCAAGUCAGCAAGUGCACUUUUGGACCUGUUUUUGCCAAAUAUUAUCGAACAAAAUGCGCAGCAAGGACAGUCCCAGCAUCUCACUGAAAACAAAGUCCCUGGACCUGCAGAUACAGGUGGCCACUCAGUGGAAGCGUCAAAUGGCACGGGGAAUCCUCUAGAUCGCACGAAUAGGCCGGCUACCGAUAACACUUCUGCUGAAUUAGUUCAACAUUCCUCUCGCAAAUCAGACGCAGCUAUCGACACGGCGAGCGUCAAACCUGAUGGGAAAGAUAUCACGCCUGGAAUGGAGGGUCACGCACUUCUGAAUCUCUUCAGAGCGGUAUUUGGGGGCGUCAUUCUGUUCUUGAAAGGAGCAACCAUCCCCGAGAAGGAUUUUGAUGAAAUCAUCCAAGUUCUACGAACCACCCACGGGAUUGCCCUUUUCUUACACCUCGGGGUUCGCUCGCUCUCGGGUAUGGAAGAGUACGACCGCGACCCAGAGUUCGGCGGCUCUGCCAUCUUACAACGAACCAUUGUGAAAGCGUUCACGCACAUCAUCUACAUGUUCUUUGGACUGUGGCAAUCUCUCUGGGCGAGAAAAGAGAAUGAGACAGCUCCAGAGCCUCAGCUGUAUGCUUGGGCAUUGGGCCACGGAGAUAUCUGUGCUAGGAUGCUCCUGGAAGCAAGAAACGACCUCAUUGCUGAAGCUGGAGAGUUUGAGAAGGAGCCGCCACAUGGUCCAAUGGUCACACCCGAGGCAGUCGUUAUAAUGCUUCUGGAACGUCUAAGUCAGAACGUUCAUGGAGUGGGCACCUUCGAUCUGGGGGACAUUUAUGAACGAGUGAUAGAGAAAUUGGCUGCGGAAGUCGAGUACAACGCAACAAGACCGCUGCUGUUUGAGAUCAACAAGACAUCGGAAGAGCUCGACAUUAUCCGCGAUGUGCUCAAACAGCAGGAGCGGGUUUUGCUGUUGUACCGCAGGUCACUGGACCCGGCAACGUUUAGCAAAGGCAAGGCCGGGAUCGAGCGAGAGAAGAGGUUCCCCUGCGAGGAGAGGUCCAUCAGCGCCGUGCUCAAGACAGUUCGAGAGCGGAUCAACGACUUUGACGAGCUUAGGAACCGAAUCACACAAUUGCGGACUCAGAACGUUCAAUUGGUCGAGACCCAGCAGGAUGAGAACAACAAGGCUAUCCUGGUCUUCACCGUGGUCACCAUCUUGUUUCUCCCCAUGUCGUUUGUGACUGGGUAUUUCGGCAUGAACUUGCAGGGCAUAGCGAACACUAGGACCGGAGUAGGCCAUUUCUGGGCUAUCGCCCUGCCCGUGACCUCGGUCAUUGCGAUACCCUGUCUUGUGCUGGCAUUUUGGGGCCCAAUUGUCCGGAUUUGGCGUCGGAUACGACAGACGAGAGCAGACUGA